GAUUCAGUGAUUCGCGAUUCAAACAUUACAAGAGAACAAACAGUCCGUCAGACCGGUGAGGGGAAUGAGAUGAGUACAUCAGGUUUCUGACCCCUCCAUGGAAGAGGCCAGCGAUGAGGGGCUUUUACUCCAAGCUGGACUCCUCAUCUAUAGGUAUGGCUGUGCCUCUGAAUCUGGCCGUGGAGACAGAGAAAGCGCAGGCGCUCCUCCAGACCUUCAGCACUGCCUCUCUGUUCGCCAGCGCAGGCCUAGGCGCUUUCUGUUUCGUCGCUGACCACUUCCUGACGCUACCCUUCAUCCAGCAUCAUCUGUGGCUCAGGGCUCUUUUCGAUAACACUGUCCACGCCAUCAUUGGUCUGUGGUCUUGGGCCAUCGUGAUCGGCUUGAGGAAGAAAAGUGACUUCUAUGAAGUCAUCCUGGCCGGGUUUCUGGCCUCGGUCAUUGACCUGGACCACUUCUACAUGGCUGGAUCAUUGUCAAUCAAAGCUGCUGUGAAUCUGCCACACAGGCCUCCUCUGCACUGCUCUACCUUGAUCCCAGCGCUCUGCUUCUCUCUGCGCCUCCUCAUGUGGGCCUGCCGGCUCAAAGACUCCUGGUGCUCUCUGCCCUGGAUGCUUUUCAUCUCGCUGACAUCGCACCACAUCCGGGACGGGGUUCGCCACGGCCUCUGGGUCUGUCCAUUCGGCAACACAGCACCAAUCUCAUACUGGCUGUACGUAACCAUUACAGCCACACUCCCUCAUCUGUGCUCAGUGCUCAUGUAUCUGACCGGCACCAGAGACAUGAUCUCCACCAAACACGGCGUCGCUAUUGACGUCUGAGACAAUCUAUUUCGCUUCCUUUCUUUACUUUUCCCUGCAAAACGUGAAGCUGGAAAUAUCGCCGUUGGCUCUGCAUCUUUGCCAUUCCUACUUUAUUCCUUCUUGAGAAAUUGUGUCAGUGUGUUUGAUACUUCUGACUGCUGUAGACGUUCAGGUAUCAGUGUGAAAUCAGGUUACGUCGACUGUGGAGACUGUGAAUAGUUUGGUGCGGUGUAGUUCAGGGUUGGGUGAUAAAUCUUUUCAGUAUGAAUGUCUGUGUUCCUAAUAGUUAAUAAUUUAUUACAUUUUGUCACUAAUACAAUAGUAAAUAGCACUAUUUGAGUGAUAAGUAAAUAGAUUGUUUAUUGUUUUGAAUCAGUAUAGGUAAUAGUAAAGGUGUGGUCACUGGUGAAAUGUUGGGAUAAUCUUGCCAUUACUUGAAAUUUCCAAGUGUAGAGAUUUCUGUUGAAAUAACCAGAUUUUACCAAUGGAAAUUUGCAGAACAAUAUGUCUGAACCAUAACAGUUUUUCUUCUGAAGGUAUAUAACUGUAUAGAUGACAAUAUUAGCGUCCUUGUCAAUGCAACGGCAACAUUCUUUUUAUAAAAAAUGAUACUCU
Messenger RNA from Danio rerio (zebrafish), 1418 nucleotides. RefSeq names its product transmembrane protein 267 (gene tmem267). NCBI's taxonomy places the organism in Eukaryota, Metazoa, Chordata, Actinopteri, Cypriniformes, Danionidae. The record is from RefSeq and is marked validated. Gene Ontology annotation, cellular component: membrane.